AUGAUUGAGCCCAGCCCCGAGGCCCCCCAAGAGGCUCCCCAGCCACACUCAACCCUGAAGACGAGCGCAUGCGAUGAGAGUUCUUUAAACCCUUUCCCUUCUUCUGAGAAUGACGGCGCACUCGCGAACAUGAGGGGGCCCUCGGGGGCCUCACUGCGGCCUCCGGGGCCCCCGGGGGCCCCGGGGGCCCCAUCUUCUCCUGAUUCGUUUUCAACAACAAAGGGCAGAGAACCCACCCCAGAGGGGGGACCAUCGGACACUCCCAGCUGGAGCUGUACAGACGGCUCAGAGAGCUGCCGCGUUAAGGGGAGGGGUUCAAGUUCGUCAGUUGUUUCCCUCAUGUCGGAAGACGGAGAGGUAGAAGAAGAACGAACCCCUUCACCGCGCAUCGAAAACAAGGCGGCAUCUCGUCCUCGGCGCUCCGCAGCACUUCGCAGCAAGCGAAGCGCAACAGCAGCAGCAGCAGAUGCUGCAGCAACAGCAGCAACUGCCACGCCCCCACCCGUUCCUGCAAAGUACCGAGAUGAACUCGAAGCUGUAGAUCGGGAUAUCAUGCAAAUAUUAAACAAAGGCAUCGCACACACCGAUCUCCUCUCCAACAGAGAAGAAUACAUUAAAAUAAAGAAGGCGCUCGUGGCUCCCGAGGGGGAAGAAGAGGCAGAAGGGGAGGGAGAGCAGCCCCAGGGCACGGGUCUGGUGCUGCAGCUGCAGCGGCUGCUGCGGGUUUUUUGCGAGGGUUCAUCCCUACCUAUAUCUGAAUUAGCAGAGGCAGCAAGUGCUGCUCUGGCAGACAAGGGCCCUGAAGGAGACGCUCCGGCGUUUGCUGUAGACGCCCAAACCCUCAAAGUUGAGCUCCCCGUGCUACUCACACGAAGGCGCUUCGGCCUCGUGCGCCCCAUCGAGGCGGAGGGGGCCCCCGCUGCUGCAGGGGGAGGGAGGGCGCCCCCCGUGGGGCCCUUGGAAGAUACAGCUGCGUACAAGUUAUGGAUUUGGGAGUGUGUGCUGCUAGAUGGACUUCCUGCUGCUUUUAAGGAGGCGGCGCGCAGAGAAAGAGAAGCGAGACAGACCCUGUACCGGCGGCUGCGGGCUUUGGAGAAGCUGCGGGAGGCGCUGUGUGGGGGCGUAGAGGGGGAGAUAGCUGCAGCAAGGGAGCGGGUGCAGCAGCAGCUGCAGCGCGAAGCAGCAGCAGCAGAGCGGAAGCAGCAGCAGGAACACAAGAAGAGACAAAUUGAAUAUGUGCGAAUGGAAAGAGAAAGGGGGCGGCGACAGCGGGAGGAGCAGCGCGAGGAGCAGAGGAGACAAAAAGAGGCGGAGAGAGAAAAAAGGGAGAGAGAGAGACAAGAAAAAGAGAGAGAGAAAGAAGAACAACGACUGCAGCGGCUGCAGCAGCAGGCAGAGAAGCAAAAAACAAAAAAGACAGACCCUAGUGUAAACAGGCAGCAGAGCCUUAUGGCUUCUUGGUUGCGGCGACCUGCUGCCCCUGCAGGCGGCAGCGGCUUGCACACAGGCGGGGGGCCCCCCGGCAGCUCUCAGGGGAGCAGGGGGCCCACAGGAGGGGCCCCCCAGAGCCCGGGAGGAGGGGGGGCUCCAGGAGGUGAGUGCCCUCUUGUGGUGGUGCUUGAUGAAGAAGAACAAGCAGACAUUAGGCAGAAAGCGGAACUCAGAAAAGCGGCAGAGGCAGAAGCUGUUGCAUGGCGCGUAGCCCCAGAAGACAAAGAAGGCUUUGUUGGAGCUGUUGAACGGCUGGCCAGCUGCGCACUGCAGCGGCACCGCCGUGUGGACUCGAAAGAGUUGCCGCAAUUCAUAGAAGGCAAGUUUGAGGGUUUAGAGUUUGCAGAGCAGCAGCAGGAGCAGCAGCAGAAUAGCGAGCCUUCGCGUUUACUGCAGCAGUUCGUAGAGCGGCAUGCUGCGCCUUCUCGCGAUUGUCUGCGGGAAUUUGUCUCCUUUUGUGUUCACCACCGUCGUUUUGUGCACAAAAUCCCUCCGCCGCAGUCCGAAGAAAGCAGCAGCAGCAGCAGCGGCAGCAGCAGUAUCAGCAGCAGCAGCAGCGGCUGGACGGGCAGCGGAUACCGCCAGUCAGCAGCAGAUGUACGGAGAGGCCUCACUCUCACUGAUUACUGCGCUGACUCGCUCCCUGAUGCUCCUUUUUUGCGCUCUGUGUGGAUGGCUCUGGAUGACUGGAAAAGACCUGUUAGGAAACUUCUCAUGCCGAAACAACCUAAGUGCGCAAGUUGCUGCGAACAAUGGGCAGAGGAGAGUUGCGUUGAUUAUGAACGAGACAGCGAUGAUGAAUGGUUUGAAUGCUUUGAUGCUGACGAUUUGGAUGACGCGAAAGAAGAAGAAGAAGAAGAAGAAAUAGAAGCAGAAGAAGACAGAGACUGGCUGGAGGAAGACGAGGAAAACAAAGACAAACAAACUUGGGCUGCUGCACCCCCCAUCAAAUUCGCCUCGUUUCUUAACUGGAAAUUCUCUUUCGAUGGAGAACCCAGACCCAAUGAAAACGAGGCAUCCGUACACCUCGUGGCCUUUCCCAGUCUACGCGACGGCAACUGGGCUUCUGCUUACGGCUGCAUCGGGCACGAUUGGGGGGGGAACCCGUUUGCUAAGCUGGAUGUCUUACCCAUCAGCACAAGACGUAGAUGGUCUGACGAAGACAGCAUUAAUCUUUUAAAGUUUUUCCAUGGAAAGACCGUCGGAAAACUCCGAAAUAUUUCGGAGUUUCAAAGAGCCAACCGCCAUGUGACGAAAGCUGAGGUGGAGAGACAGCUGAAGCAAUACAUGGUGUACGAGCGACGCGCAGAAGACAGACAGCGCCGAUGGUAUGCAACGGAGGAAGCAGCCCGCGCCUUCAAUCUAUCAGAAGAUCUUGAGAUUAUUUUUCAGAGCAUAAGAACGGAAGAGAAGAUAGUGGAGGCCAAACAGCAAGAACUGGCGGAACAGCUGAAGGCGCAACUCGCAGCAAAUAACGCGAUUCUUGACACAGACGAUAAAAAAAUGCAACACCAAGCGCAUGCAACAACCUCCCCAAACGAAGCAACAACAACCCAGCCAACGCCGUCGCAUGCAGCAGCUGCAACACCUGCCGCAGCACCUGCAGCACAGGCUGCAGCACCCGCAGCAGCUGCAGCUCCUGCAACGGGCGGUUCCAGUUGCAACAAGCUAGAAGCCUUUUUUGUUAAGAGGGCUGAGGCGCCAGAUGAGCAGCAGCAGGCAGCAGCACAGGCCCCACGGGGAACUAACGCAGCGGCUGCUGCUGGUGCUGCUGCUGCUGGUACUGCUGCGGAGCUGCGACCGGGCCCCAGCGUGCAGCAGCUGCUGCAGCAGAAGAAGCCGCCGUCCUCCUGUGGGGAUUCUGUUACCUGGCCAGCAGAUGAGGACACAGCAGUUGCUGCUGCUGCUGCUGGCAUCGCUGCAAAGUCCGCAGCAGCAGCAGCUGCUGCUGCUGCCGCAGGACAGGCGAACUCGCAGGGGGCUGCGCUUGCUGCUCAUGUUGCUGCAGCAGCGCUUUUAGCUGCCAAGCUGGCGAGAGGAGCAGCAGAGCUCGGGGAGGGGUCCGAAGCGCCUCGUGCGAGCGUUGAUAUUGAUGGAGCGCCUGUACAGCAGGGGCAACUGUCUGCUCAGUCCGUAGCUUCUGCCUUGCCAGCAGGGGGCCCCGGGGCCCGCUCCUCUUCUGCUUUCGUCGCCUCUCCUUUGGGAGCCCCCACUCGAUACAGUGCAGACGGGAGGAUGAUGGCGGAUUAUGCGAGGUCAGGCGCUGGGACCCCGGGUGUAGUGACAACUGGGGCUGAAGAAGACCUCGACAAGAUCUCCGCAGGGAAGCGCAUGCGGAAGAGCGCAGUAAUGCAGGGGCCACAUGUUGAUGUGCCAGGUGAUGCAGCACCUAAGCGCGUCAAGAGGCGGCAGUCUGCAAUGCCAACCCCUACAACUACAACGACAACAACAGCAACACCAGCAACAAACUCCUAG
Messenger RNA from Eimeria acervulina, 3966 nucleotides. RefSeq lists its product as hypothetical. The transcript has 15 exons. NCBI's taxonomy places the organism in Eukaryota, Apicomplexa, Conoidasida, Eucoccidiorida, Eimeriidae. The record is from RefSeq and is a predicted model, not a curated record. The coding region runs from base 1 to 3966 and encodes 1321 amino acids.